AUGCAGCUAGCUAAUCAUGCGGCUUGGUGGCUGAGUGAAUAUCCACCAGAAACUUCCGAGCCGUUUCAAUGUAUCGCUUAUUCAGGACCCAAGGACUUUCGGUUUGCCAUCCUUGCUCUUGCGGCUGCUAAGCUUCAGGAAGUGAUGGUACUGCCAUCCCCUCUUGUGACAGGUGAGGCUCAGCUCCGGAUCCUUGAAAAGAAGAACUGCACUAUUUAUCUGCGGCCGCCGUCUAUGGCAAGCCAAGUCGAUGCACUCCUACGAGAAGUUCCACACGUUCAGGUUAUCGAGGUUCCUGAAACCGACGAGUUCAUGCAGAGGCCGAAGCUGUUCCGUCAUCCAAAGCCCAUUACCUACACUCAAAGCAUGGUGGCGGGCACCGAUCUCGCCAUGUCGCUUCCGGGCAUUGAAGACUCUUAUAUUACCUCCAUGCCGGCAAAAAUGGUAUUCAUUCACCGGUGUCCCCACCGCAUGGGGAAUGAUGCUGGCACUCGUGUUUUCCACCUUUGUCGACACGAUCCCGGUCCUGGGUCAGCAGAAGUAGUCUUCCAAAUUCUCCAUUUCGGUCAACUAGAAGGAGCCCUCCUACCACCGGGAACAAUCGACGAGCUUUGCCAAACACCAGCUGGUUUUGCGGCACUCCAACAGCUGAACCAUAGUCUGCCGUCUACUCCACCAAGCCCUACAACAUCCCUGACGCAUGGGAAUAAGUUGCCAUCUACGAAUCCGCAGGCGCAGUAUUCGAACACCGAGUCCACAACCUCUACGAGCUGGCCUUUACCCAUCACCCCAAACCCAAACCCAAUGCAGCUCUUCAACGCGUAUACGGACCGUGGUCGCUUCGAAACCAGCGAUCUCUGGGAAGAAUACCCAGUCCACAAAGGCCUCUGGAAGAUCAUCGGCCGCACAGUGACUACAUCUACCCCUCCCAUAGUGAGGGGCUGCACGCUUCACUGUUAG
This is a messenger RNA of Aspergillus alliaceus, 960 nucleotides long. Its product is annotated as putative AMP-binding enzyme. Lineage: Eukaryota; Fungi; Ascomycota; Eurotiomycetes; Eurotiales; Aspergillaceae. The transcript has 5 exons. The record is from RefSeq and is a predicted model, not a curated record. The coding region runs from base 1 to 960 and encodes 319 amino acids.